AUGGUCCUUGUUCCAGACUCGCCACAAUGGGACGCCACCAGCGAGAAAAACAUCCUACUGCCUUACAACCAUCUUUCCGAACAAACACAGGGCAAGAAUUUGCGAUGGCUUCUGAUCCAGACGUUCAACCUGGUGCUCAAGGUCCCCUCUGUGGACUUGGAGCGGAUCGAGGCUGUGAUUGACACCCUGCAUUUGUCAUCGUUACUGAUCGACGAUAUCGAAGACAACUCGCGGUUGCGUCGUAGUAAGCCGUGCGCUCAUCUAAUAUACGGCGUUCCGCAGACAAUAAACUGCUCCAACUACAUGUAUUUUGUUGCCAUGAGACAAUUGAACGACGCUUUUGUCGAGGACAAGAGACUAAUUGCCCAAAACAUCUUUUUGGAGGAAAUGAUCCAUCUCCAUCGCGGCCAGGGACUGGACCUGUACUGGCGUGACAAUAACGAGUGUCCCACAGAGGAUCAGUACGUGGACAUGGUGAUGUGCAAAACUGGUGGACUGUUCCGACUUAGCACCAAAUUGAUGAACCUGGUCUCGGACACCCCGUCAGAACAUCUGGUCACACUUAGCAACCUGCUUGGAAUCAUCUACCAGAUAAAAGACGACUAUCUGAACCUACAAUCCGACCUCUACAACCAUAACAAGGGCUACUGCGAAGACAUCACCGAAGGAAAGUUCUCGUUUCCAAUCAUCCACUCCAUCAACAGCAAUCCUGAUAAAAGCGAAUUAUUGAAUAUAUUAAAACUGCGGACAGAAGACCAUCAGCUAAAAGCUUAUGCCCUUCAUAUCAUGGAAACAACUAAUAGUUUCCAGUAUUGUCGAGACUCUAUCGAGGAUCUCAAACAUCAAGCGGAGCAAGUAAUCAAAAAAGUCACCAGUGACCCAUCGAUUGCACAGACUCUAUUGCGCACAUUGGACAAACUGUCGAGUUUGGAAACCGAUCACCACUAA
Molecule: messenger RNA, 948 nt
Organism: Ogataea philodendri
Lineage: Eukaryota; Fungi; Ascomycota; Pichiomycetes; Pichiales; Pichiaceae
Exons: 1
Coding region: 1-948 (315 amino acids)
Biological process (GO): isoprenoid biosynthetic process
Molecular function (GO): prenyltransferase activity
Source: RefSeq, a predicted model, not a curated record